AUAGUAGUAGAAGAGAAGAGGAGAGGAGAGGAGAGGAGAGGCUUGAUUGAUUGAUUGGUAAUCCGGAUCGAAAAUCCCAUUCCCACCAUGGGCAAGUGCUACCCGACGGUGAGCGAGGAGUACCUGGCGGCCGUCGCCAAGGCCAAGCGCAAGCUCCGCGGCCUCAUCGCCGAGAAGAACUGCGCCCCCCUCAUGCUCCGCCUCGCCUGGCACUCCGCUGGAACUUUCGAUGUCUCCUCCAGGACCGGCGGCCCCUUCGGCACCAUGAAGAACCCCGCCGAGCAGGCGCACGCCGCCAACGCCGGUCUCGACAUCGCCGUCAGGCUGCUUGAACCCAUCAAGGAGCAACUUCCCCUUCUCUCCUAUGCCGACUUCUACCAGCUUGCUGGCGUUGUGGCCGUCGAGGUGACUGGCGGGCCUGAGGUUCCCUUCCAUCCCGGCAGGCAGGACAAGCCUGAGCCUCCUCCAGAAGGCCGUCUUCCUGAUGCAACCCAAGGUUCUGACCACCUCAGGCAGGUCUUUUCCACGCAGAUGGGUUUGAGUGACAAGGACAUAGUUGCUCUUUCUGGUGGCCACACCCUGGGAAGAUGCCACAAGGAGAGAUCUGGCUUUGAGGGAGCCUGGACAUCCAACCCUUUGAUCUUUGACAACUCUUAUUUCACGGAGCUUGUGAGCGGUGAGAAGGAAGGCCUUCUUCAGCUGCCAAGCGACAAAGCCCUCAUGGCUGACCCAGCCUUCCGUCCACUGGUUGAGAAAUACGCCGCGGAUGAGGACACCUUUUUUGCGGAUUACGCCGAGGCCCACCUCAAGCUCUCUGAAUUGGGAUUUGCCGAGGAAUAAGAAGUGUUUAGAGAGCGGGAUAUCUGCACCAGAUUAUUGCUGAUUUGUAUUUUGCGCCUAGAGUCAGUACGACUAAAGACUGUCGUGGUGGUUGUAAUAAAAUUAGUCUGCAUUGUUGGGCCAUCUUUUAUGUGAUUUCAAUUGUCCUCUUUAUUCUUUCUUGCUUUGAUGGCUCUGUGUCUGGACGUCUAGGGGUACUGUACUAUGGAGUUCCACAGUCCUCUAGCUAUUUCCUGUCAACAUAACUAUGGUCUGGCUUGAAUUUCUAUUGAUGGAUGAAUCAACUGUGUAUGGCCUUUUUUUCUGC
Oryza brachyantha (malo sina) is the source of this 1147-nucleotide messenger RNA. Its product is annotated as L-ascorbate peroxidase 2, cytosolic. The transcript is spliced from 9 exons. Bases 88 to 840 code for a protein of 250 amino acids. NCBI's taxonomy places the organism in Eukaryota, Viridiplantae, Streptophyta, Magnoliopsida, Poales, Poaceae. The record is from RefSeq and is a predicted model, not a curated record. Gene Ontology annotation, molecular function: heme binding; peroxidase activity. Gene Ontology annotation, biological process: hydrogen peroxide catabolic process; cellular response to oxidative stress; response to reactive oxygen species.